AUGGUCAGGAAGCCCGCCGUAGUAGACGACGACCAAUCCAAGAGCCCCAAGGCGGCUUCUUCUAAGCCCAAGGGUCGUUCGUCUGUAAGCAAACGAAAGAUCGUGGAUGACGACGAGGUACCGGUCACGAAGAAAGCAAAGCAGGACACAAAACAGGUUCCAGAGGGAGAACAAACCACGAAAGAUGGACAGGUUUAUAUACACCUUGGGAAACAGAAACGGGCCGGUAUCACGACAUUCAAAGGCUCUACCUAUGUCGACAUCAGGGAGUAUUAUGGACCGGCAGACGAUGAGAAGCCAGGGAAGAAGGGCAUAGCUCUGACCAAAGAUCAGUGGGAGGUCCUGAAGGCAAAUUUUGACAAGAUUGACUGUCUCCUUGCAGAGGUGACCGAGUGA
This is a messenger RNA of Pleurotus ostreatus (oyster mushroom), 396 nucleotides long. RefSeq lists its product as uncharacterized. Gene Ontology annotation, molecular function: transcription coactivator activity; DNA binding. Gene Ontology annotation, biological process: positive regulation of transcription initiation by RNA polymerase II. Lineage: Eukaryota; Fungi; Basidiomycota; Agaricomycetes; Agaricales; Pleurotaceae. The transcript is spliced from 4 exons. The coding region runs from base 1 to 396 and encodes 131 amino acids. The record is from RefSeq and is a predicted model, not a curated record.